Messenger RNA from Oldenlandia corymbosa var. corymbosa, 2095 nucleotides. The record is from the annotation of a GenBank genome assembly. NCBI's taxonomy places the organism in Eukaryota, Viridiplantae, Streptophyta, Magnoliopsida, Gentianales, Rubiaceae.
AUAAUAUAAUCAACCCUUUUAGACUGGUUUGGCUGACAUUCAACAAAGCUGUAUGAAACUUGGUGGUUGGCUCGUCCGUCCAGCUUAGCCCAUCUCCUCCACUGUCUCUGCCCACAAUUCAAGACAUUUCAUACUUAAGAUUUUGAUUUGGGUUUGACUACUCCAGUAAAAUUCCCUCGCCUUUUUUCAGCUAUAAAUAGACACAAUAAUACCAUCAUAACAUCAAACCAUCCACAAAAUUUCUCAUUUCAUUGAGCCAAAAAAAAAAAAAAAAACAGAACAGAAUGGGUUCCAUUUCAAUGCCAGAGAAGCCUCAUGCUGUGUGCAUUCCAUAUCCAGCACAGGGCCACAUUAACCCUAUGCUAAAACUAGCUAAGCUUCUUCAUCACAGAGGCUUUCAUAUCACAUUUGUCAACACCGAGUUCAACCACAAACGCUUGCUCAAAUCCAGAGGCCCUGAUUCUCUGAAUGGGUUGCCUUCAUUCCAGUUCAAAACCAUCCCAGAUGGGCUUCCCCCUUCAGAUAUUGAUGCAACUCAAGAUAUCCCUUCUCUUUGCAAAUCCACUUCUUCAUACUGUAUUGGUCCGUUUAAGGAGCUUCUAGCUAGAAUCAAUGAUGAAGCCAAGUCUUCUUCGCAAAUCCCGCCGGUUUCUUGCAUAGUUUCUGAUGGUGUCAUGAGCUUUACUGUUGAAGCUGCUGAGGAAUUAGGCGUACCUGAAAUAUUGUUCUGGACUACAAGUGCUUGUGGUUUCUUGGGCUAUAUGCAUUAUCGUCAACUCAUCGAAAAGGGCCUCAUUCCACUCAAAGAUGAAAGUGAUUUGACGAAUGGAUAUCUGGAGCAGAAAUUGGACUGUAUUCCAGGAAUGAAAGACAUACGAUUAAGGGAUCUUCCAAGUUUCUUAAGAACAACAAAUCCAGAUGAAUACAUGAUAGAGUUCGUGCUCCAAGAAACAGGGAGGGCCAAGAAAGCUUCCGCAAUCGUUUUGAAUACAUACGAAAAACUCGAACCCGACACUUUAUCUGCUCUUUCAUCCAUUCUCCCGCCUGUCUACUCAAUCGGGCCAUUACAUUUUCUUCAAGAACGGGUCAACGACGAGAGCUUAGCUCUGUUAGGGUCAAACCUCUGGAAAGAAGAAACAGAGUGCCUUGAUUGGCUUGAUACAAAAGACCCAAACUCUGUUGUUUAUGUAAAUUUCGGAAGCAUCACGGUUAUGACGCCCGAUCAGCUCGUCGAAUUCGCAUGGGGACUUGGGAAUAGCGAGCAAACGUUUUUGUGGGUCAUUAGGCCUGAUCUUGUGUCCGGCGAUUCGGCAAUUCUUCCUCCUGAUUUCUUGGAAGAAACUAAGGAAAGAAGCUUGUUAUGUAAUUGGUGCCCACAGGAAAAAGUCCUUAAACACCCUGCUGUUGGAGGAUUCUUGACUCACAGUGGAUGGAAUUCGACACUGGAAAGUAUCAGCUUCGGGAAGCCAAUGGUUUGUUGGCCGUUUUUCGCUGAGCAACAGACGAAUUGCUGGUUUUCUUGUACCCAGUGGGGAAUUGGAAUGGAAAUUGAUCCUAAUGUGAAGAGGAAUGAAGUCGAGAGUCUUGUGAGGGAGCUCAUGGUUGGGGAGAAAGGGAAAGAGAUGAAGAAGAAUGCAUUGGAAUGGAAGAGGAAAGCUGAUGAAGCAGUUAAUGGUUCUUCUGAAUCUAAUUUGGAGAAGGUGAUUGAAGUUCUGCUUCAAUCCAAGUAACUUUUCUGAAAUCUUUUGAGGACAUGUAUUCUUUUCUUUUUUUUUUCUCCAAAAUUAUUUUCUAAAAAUAUCUCUUUUUUUUUUAUUUUUUUAAAAAUAAUGUGUGGUAAUAAUUUUGAUGGUUGGUGUAUAUCAGUGUUCUGCUUGUAAAAUGUAUUGAAAGAGUGUUAGCUACAUCUCUUUACUUAAUUUUAAUUUAAGAGUUAAAUGAAUAAAAGUCCAAUUUAGCUCAAUUCCUCAUUUUUAGAUGCGAUUCUUUUUUUUUUUAUUUUAUGUAUAUUUAUUUAGAUACGAAUCUUUUGACACCUUGAAGUUUGAGCGAGCAUGGUUCAUGUUUUUCAGAGCAAGAUCUAUAUAAAAGAAAG